AUGCCGGGUUUUCUCUACUCCCAAUUCUUCGUCCGCCCGUCCUACCCUGAGCAGUCCUUCGCUGAUCAGACGGUGCUCGUUACCGGCGCCAACGUCGGCCUCGGACUUGAAGCGGCCCGCCAUGUCGUUCGGCUAGGAGCCGCCCGCGUUAUUCUGGCAGUGCGCAAUGUACCUGCCGGCGAAGAGGCCAAGAAGGAUAUCGAGAUAUCGACCGGUCGGUCCGGUAUCUGUGAGGUGUGGGAAGUUGACCUGGCCUCCUACAAGUCGGUUGUAUCCUUUGGCGAUCGUAUCACCAAACUAGCCCGACUCGAUGCGGCCAUUUUAAACGCGGCAGUUGCAACUUCCAAGUUUGAGGUAGCCGAGGGUUUUGAGCGUACUAUUACCGUGAACGUUAUCAAUAAUUUGUUACUCUCGCUCUUUGUCCUUCCAGUGCUAAAGGCUACCGGCAAGAAGAUUCCUGAGAGCCAGCCACGCCUCGCAUUCGUGGUCAGCGAAGUCCAUGCCUGGGCCAGUCUCCCUGAGUGGAAGUCUGAUCACAUCCUCCAGACCCUCUCCGAUCAGUCAACAGCAAAGAUGGACGAGCGCUAUCCGCUAUCGAAACUCCUUGAAGUACUAUUAGUCCAAGAACUCGCUGGGCGAGUACGUGGAUCAGAGGUGAUUAUCAACAUGAUCAACCCUGGCCUCUGCCAUUCGGCCCUAGGACGCGAGCUUGGGUGGUCAUUCUACCUAUUCAAGCUGGUUGUCGCCCGCUCCACCGAGGUGGGAUCGCGUACUCUAGUCGCAGGAAUCACCAGCGGGCUCGAAAGCCACGGCGCGUAUAUGAGCGACGGACAUGUUGAAAAUACGGCACUUUCUCCAUUUGUGCGUAGCGAAGAAGGUCGACAGGCCCGCAUCAAGCUGUGGGACGAAGUCUCCACUAUCUUGGAGGGUGUGCGGCCAGGAAUUAUGCAGAACGUAUAG
Penicillium waksmanii is the source of this 960-nucleotide messenger RNA. Its product is annotated as Short-chain dehydrogenase/reductase SDR. Bases 1 to 960 code for a protein of 319 amino acids. NCBI's taxonomy places the organism in Eukaryota, Fungi, Ascomycota, Eurotiomycetes, Eurotiales, Aspergillaceae. The record is from RefSeq and is a predicted model, not a curated record. The transcript has a single exon.